AUGAAGCGUCAGAGGGAUUUAUUUGGCUUUUUUCAGCCGGUCGCGAAGGUUUUACAGCAGGAGGAUGCCGCCGUUGCUUCGGAGAAGUGUUCCACACCGACGGAAAGCAAAGUUUCCAGACGGAUUUCAAAGAGUUCACGGACGCCGGACACUCAUUCGCGGGCUAAUGUUGUACUGCUUCCAGCUGAGCGUUCGUUAACACAAGAGGACAAUGAGGCUUGCUUCCUCAUUCCGGGUACUCCGGACCACACUCAGUCUUUGGCGUCGCAGGCAGCGCGAUCUCCUCUCUCUCCGCUCAUGUUGACGUCUAGGCCAACUUUUCAGCAGUCCCAGUCUACCUACAGCCCUGUUGAAAGACCUCGCAGGCGUGCAGUAGCCAAAAGACGUUCCUCAUUUACUGUGCGCAGACAAGCUGAAUUGGAUGAAAAAUGUAGUGUUGUUCUAAACUCCCCUCCCGCUCUUACCGGUGAAUCUCAAGCUGUGCGAGACUACAGACAAGCGAAAACCGCCGCCUUUGUUCGUCGCGGCAACUACGACCAACUCAACUACGCUCCAUCCGACCAGAUACCAACCCAUCCUGACGACAGAUCAAGCAUCAACUCUGAACUUCGUCUUGGGAAUUUCAAACCCCGUUCAACUCUUUUGGUAUCAAAAGCGCUGUGCCAGGGCAAUUCGCAUUGUGGCUUUCCUGAGAACCGCGUUGGCACAGGCAGUCGAAAGCAGCCGCUCCUCAACAGUGAUUCGUUUACCGAAUGUAUUAGCGUUUCAGAGAACGAAAACGAAGAAGUGCCAAACGAUGAGAACCUUGUUCACUUCUCCGAUAAUCCACCGAGUAGGACUGGGAUGACAGUCAUUAAUAGUGCAUUGAGACAAAAUUUGGCUUAUAACAAACGUUCAGUUGAAAUAGAUACCCCACCUGACAAUCCGUCCGAUGUGUUUGUAUCUGGGCAUGGAGUAUUUCCUGACGCUUCGCUCAGUCGGGAUCCUAACACGCAGCUCUUGAUCUCUGAACCCAGAGACGCGUAA
This is a messenger RNA of Dicrocoelium dendriticum, 1026 nucleotides long. NCBI's taxonomy places the organism in Eukaryota, Metazoa, Platyhelminthes, Trematoda, Plagiorchiida, Dicrocoeliidae. The record is from the annotation of a GenBank genome assembly.